UCCCAUUUUAAAGUGAGUUGGCUUAAUAAUUUUAGAUUUUAAUCCACAGUAUUCUUUUCUUUUUCUUUAUUUCAUUUUAAUUCGAUAGGUCUUGGUGAAAGUAUAAAUCACUGGAAGCUAGGUUGGGAGUUGCAUGAUUAUUGGUAUAUUUACAUGAUUAUUAGUAUAUUUACGUAUUGUAUUUAAUUCAAUCCUGCAAAAUUGAGGUUAAACCAUCCAUUUAUGAAAGGAUAGUUAUGUCUUAUCUAUUUACAUGAUAAUAAUAGUAAUUAUUAUUAUGAUUUGGGCUUGGCGUGGACAUAGGUGUCGGUGGAUAAAUGGUGGUAGGGCCCCGACUCCCGAGACGUGGUUUUCUUAAAAAAAUUAUUGUAAAAUUGUACAUAUUCUCCUUUGAAUUGGGUUAGCUUUUUGGCAUUAUCCAACUAGAAGUGUUGGAGAGUUUUCUAAAAAAUUUGAUCCCGUAUAUCAUAAUGUAGAUAUGAAUUAUAAGUUUAUACACCUAAAUAAAAUUAUUAAUUAGAUCAAAGUAUUGAUCUAUAUUGUUUUGCUAUCUGCAACUCAUUAAAAUUAUCGAGCAUUGAUUUUAUAUUGAUAUACUUGCAUGCAUGCGUUUUUAUUCCUGUAUCAAUGUCGUAUGAUGUGACGAAAUUAUAUCGAAUGGUAAAAGCAUAUCUGGAAAGGAGUAAUGUUUUAAAUUGACUACACUGUACAGUAAAAACUCUCGCUGUGAACAGUGAAUGCCGUGUAAUUCUAAUUACCAUUAGAUUAAAGAUGUAUGGGGAUCAACUCCACCUUUUCUAUUUAGCAGUUGUCGUAGAUUUGCAUCUCAAGAUCUGACGGACAAGAUUUUGACACGGUCGGUUGUAUAGAGGAUGUUCCAGAAUUGAACCCGCAGAAUCCUCCUUUUGUAGUCUUAUUAAAUUACAGGAAUUAAAUUAUUCAAUUUUAUAGAGAAUGUUUUUCAUGCUAGUGGUGUAUGUGCAUUUGGAGGUGUAUAAGAGGAAGAAUCCAGCAACAUCUUUCAGGAGGAGAAGGAGAAGGAGAGUUUAGAGUGAGAACUGAGAGGCCACUGUUUGGGAACUUGAACCAUUAUAACUUGCUGUGAUUGAGAAAGCUUCAGCAUCAAAUUUGUCAAAACUCUUCACUUGUUUUGAUCAUCCCAAUACUCGCCAUUGGCUUUUAAAGAUCUGGUUCUGAACUUCUCUGUUUUGUACAUAACACCCCAUAAUCUUCUUCACCGCUCUCCAAUUUUUCUAAACAGCUUCAAAUUGUAUCGUUAGUUGAAGAUGAAGUUCUUCAGCUGGAUGCAAACUAAACUAAAUGGCAGACACGAGAAGAAAAUCCCAAAUACAUUCUCUACUUCUCAGCUUAAAAAACAGGAGUCUCGUGAAGAGUUCAGCGAUUGGCCUCAUGGGUUGCUUGCAAUUGGAACUUUUGGCAACAAUGAGAUCAAAGAUGAUUCUGAGAGAAGACAAGACAUACAGGAGGAUCCAUCUUCUUCAGAAGAAAUAAUAGAUUUCUCUCCUGAAGAAGUUGGUAAAUUACAGAAGGAGUUGACAAAGCUUUUAUCUCGCAAACCGAAUCCCGAAAAGCAGGUUGCAGAUCUUCCAUUGGAUAGAUUUCUCAACUGCCCUUCAAGCUUGGAGGUCGACAGGAGAAUCAGCAAUCCCCUCAGCUGUGAUUCUGAUGAUAAAGAUGAAGAUAUUGAAAGGACCAUUAGUCUUAUAAUUGGCAAAUGUAAGGACAUUUGCGCCGAUAGUAAAAAGAAAGCGAUCGGGAAGAAAUCCGUGUCGUUUCUGCUCAAAAAGUUGUUUGUUUGUAGAAAUGGCUUCACUCCUAUACCACCACCAAGUUUGAGAGAGACUCUACAAGAGUCAAGAAUGGAAAAGCUCUUAAGAACAAUUCUCCAAAAGAAGAUCGCCCCACAAAACGCUUCUCGAUCUUCGUCGUCGUUGAAGAGGUACAUAGAGGAAAAACAGUCACCAAAAAACAGAAAUGAAGCAGAAGAAGAAGAGCAUAAAAAUGCUAAAGAUGGAUCCAAAUGGGUCAAAACUGAUUCCGAGUAUAUUGUUCUUGAGAUAUAAUUCCAUCUCCUUUUCUAACCAAUUCCCCAUCCAACUGAUUUGAACAAGAUAUUCAAACUCCACCCUUUGAUUUGAUGAUAUGGAUCCAACAGUUGAGAUGUUGUUCGUCACAGCAAAAAUAUAGAUCUGAUCGACGGUGCUGAUUACUCCUUUUUUUUCAUGGUUGUAUGUUACGAAAACAGUGCAACUCAUGUUAUGAUACAUCGUCAAAAGAGAUUCUAUGAUGACAGAGCUUUACAUUUUUCACUUUAUUUUACCAUAUAAUUCUUCUCCUUCUUUAAUGUUGGGGUCUCUCUUUGUAACAUAUUUGAGGCAAAUAACAUUUUGUAUUGUUCUAAAGUUACCAAGACAUUGUUGU
Cucurbita moschata (crookneck pumpkin) is the source of this 2442-nucleotide messenger RNA. RefSeq lists its product as uncharacterized. Lineage: Eukaryota; Viridiplantae; Streptophyta; Magnoliopsida; Cucurbitales; Cucurbitaceae. Gene Ontology annotation, biological process: gravitropism; regulation of growth. The coding region runs from base 1287 to 2084 and encodes 265 amino acids. The transcript has 6 exons. The record is from RefSeq and is a predicted model, not a curated record.